This is a messenger RNA of Carica papaya (papaya), 1309 nucleotides long. It is a transcript of the gene FIE, whose product is annotated as Transducin/WD40 repeat-like superfamily protein. Gene Ontology annotation, molecular function: protein binding. Lineage: Eukaryota; Viridiplantae; Streptophyta; Magnoliopsida; Brassicales; Caricaceae. The record is from RefSeq and is a predicted model, not a curated record.
AAGAGAAGACGUUGUAGUAGGUGUUUCCCAGAACAGAGUAAUCAUAAGAGAGAAUCUAACAUGGCCAGAACAGCAAUAGGGUGCGAAGCAGUGGUAGGAUCACUUACUCCAUCAAAGAAGAGAGAAUACAGAUUCACCAAUCGACUCCAAGAAGGCAAGCGUCCCCUCUACGCUGUCGUUUUUAACUUCAUGGACUAUCGCUACUUCAAUGUCUUUGCCACCGUUGGGGGCAAUCGGGUAACGGUUUACCAAUGUCUCGAAGGGGGUGUUAUAACUGUCUUGCAGUCUUAUGUAGAUGAAGAUAAGGAUGAGUCUUUUUACACUGUAACCUGGGCAUGCAACAUUGAUGGGUCCCCAUUUCUUGUGGCUGGAGGCAUCAAUGGCAUAAUUCGAGUUAUUGAUGCCAGCGCUGAGAGGGUACACAGGAGUUUUGUUGGCCAUGGAGAUUCAAUAAAUGAAAUCAGGAGUCAGCCACUGAAAGCAUCACUUGUGGUGUCAGCAAGCAAAGAUGAAUCAAUUAGGCUAUGGAACGUCCACUCUGGGAUUUGCAUUUUGAUAUUUGCUGGAGCAGGGGGUCACCGCAAUGAAGUUUUAAGUGUGGAUUUCCAUCCUUCAGACAUAUAUCGGGUUGCUAGUUGUGGUAUGGAUAACACUGUCAAGAUUUGGUCAAUGAAAGAGUUCUGGACAUAUGUGGAGAAAUCAUUCACGUGGUCUGAUAUUCCAUCAAAAUUCCCCACAAAAUAUGUACAAUUCCCUAUAUUUAUAGCUUCAGUUCAUUCAAACUAUGUGGACUGUAACCGGUGGCUUGGUGAUUUUAUUCUCUCAAAGAGUGUUGAUAAUGAAAUUGUGCUGUGGGAACCAAAAAUGAAAGAACAGUGUCCUGGGGAGGGUACUGCUGACAUUCUGCAAAAAUACCCUGUUCCGGAAUGUGAUAUUUGGUUUAUCAAAUUUUCCUGUGACUUCCAUUAUAAUUCAGCUGCUAUAGGAAAUAGAGAAGGGAAAAUAUAUGUCUGGGAACUACAAACUAGCCCCCCUGUUCUUACUGCAAAGUUGUCUCAUCCUCAGUCAAAAUCUCCUAUUAGGCAGACUGCCAUGUCCUUUGACGGAAGUACCAUUCUUAGCUGCUGCGAGGACGGGACAAUAUGGCGCUGGGAUGCAGUAGCGACAGAAACCUAAUUUCAUGAUAGCAUGUUGAGUAAAAGAGCUUUAUUUAAUUUCAUGGGGAUUCUAUUGGAGAGUAAUACCAGUUAAAUUUUGUUGCCCUUGUAUUUAUUUUAAGAGAUGAAUCCAUUUUAUCAUCUUUGUCAAA